AGAAAAAGAGGGGAUCUUGAGGAGGAGGAGGAGGUGGUGGUGGAAGAGGAGAAGGAAAGUUUUUUAGAAACUCACAUUGAGAACACAAAACGGCAGGCUCACUCACGAGGAACAACUGAGAAAGGCACUUGAAAUAUUCAUCAACAUCAAACAGACAUGACAUUACUGCGUAGGAACCCAACUGUGCUUCUCCUUUUUCUGAGUGCCUGGCCUCUCUUUCACUCCCACCUCGUCACCGACGCAGCUUCUACUUCACCUCCCAUCACUCGUCCGAGGUUCACAUUUAUUACUGGUUUAGGUGCAGAUUAUGAUGAGGAAUAUGACGAGGAUGAUGACCACGCCAGCAAACGUCCUCCAGAAGUACUCGCCACCACAAGGACGCAGUUCCUUCAACGGGAACUGUGCAAGUUUAACCCUUGUUUGGAGAAUCAGGUGCCCUGUGCGAAGCUGUUGGCAGAGACUGGAUGCCUCUGCCCUGGCAUCAGUGGGGCUGACCAGCCUCCUCAUGCACCACGCUUACAUGCACUGAUACCAAUCCAUAAUGGAGAUAACAGGGGGAAAGUUGAAGUCAAGUGGUGUGCUCCAACCUCUGUGGUGACUCAGUACAGAGUGGUGGUGGAAGGACAAGACGGAAAAGCUAUAGAGUUUGAAGAAGCUUUCCGACAAGGCUUGGUGGGGUUUCUGGAAGUUGGAACCAAGGUGUGUGUGGAGGCAGUUAACAAAGCAGGACACAGCAUGCCCACAGAGUUUUCCUGCACACGAUAUGACCCUCCCUCAUCAUCAGACUAUGACGUGUUGGCAGGUAUUAUUGGAGGAGGGAUUAUCCUCUUGCUCCUCAUCUCAGCUGUGAUCUUUUGGAGAUGUCAUAAGAACAGAAAUGCAAAGAGAGACUCAUCUGAUGGACUUGGGAACCCGUCAUACAGCACAGAAGGGACAUUAUAAUCGAGAGAGGAUACUUUAGGGCAGGCACUUAUUAGGAAUUGGUCCAAGAGAGGAUUAUAUACCAUAUCAGGAAAUGUGUCAAUAUAGAAGUUAAAUGUUGUUGUUUUUUUAAUACCAUACAAUGUUACAUUUCAGGGCUAGAACUACCUGUUUUUGCUGGCAAUUUACUCAAGUGGAUUUCUAGUGCAUUUUUUUGUUAAUAUUAUUUUGGGGUAAUGACAAAAACGUUUGGCAAUAAAAUAAUUGUGUGUGUGGAAAAAAAUAAGUAACUUAAGUUUUGUUUUAAUGGGAUAAUAAAGUUUUCUUUUCUUGGCUUUGGUAUUACUGGGUGUGACAUCCAUCCAGAUAGAUAAUAGAAUGAGACAGAUAAGCAUUAUUGAUAUAGAACAUAAUACUGUACCUUUAUGUGGUUGUUGUUUUUUAAGACUGUAUUAAGCAUCUGAAGUUGUGAAGGUUUCCUAUGACCAAUCUGCUAAACUACCGAGUAAAAACAUGCUCUUUAUAAAGCUGAA
Phyllopteryx taeniolatus (common seadragon) is the source of this 1454-nucleotide messenger RNA. Its product is annotated as thiosulfate:glutathione sulfurtransferase. Bases 157 to 942 code for a protein of 261 amino acids. The record is from RefSeq and is a predicted model, not a curated record. Gene Ontology annotation, cellular component: mitochondrion. The transcript has 2 exons. Gene Ontology annotation, molecular function: thiosulfate-cyanide sulfurtransferase activity. Lineage: Eukaryota; Metazoa; Chordata; Actinopteri; Syngnathiformes; Syngnathidae.